Cynocephalus volans (Philippine flying lemur) is the source of this 2184-nucleotide messenger RNA. It is a transcript of the gene RAP2C, whose product is annotated as RAP2C, member of RAS oncogene family. Bases 668 to 1219 code for a protein of 183 amino acids. Gene Ontology annotation, molecular function: GTPase activity; GTP binding; GDP binding. The record is from RefSeq and is a predicted model, not a curated record. Gene Ontology annotation, cellular component: plasma membrane. The transcript is spliced from 4 exons. Gene Ontology annotation, biological process: Rap protein signal transduction; negative regulation of cell migration. NCBI's taxonomy places the organism in Eukaryota, Metazoa, Chordata, Mammalia, Dermoptera, Cynocephalidae.
GCCGGACAGCCCCCGCCCCUUUCUCCUCGGCGGGCAGCUGCGCUGGGGCGGCGGUGAGACAGAGGAGCUGGCGGGUGGCCAUGGCCUUGGCGUGACAGAGCCUCCCGGGCGGCCGGGCGGGUGCGGACGGCUGGGCCGGACGAUUCCCACGGGAGCCGGGACCCAGACACCCGCCGGGGUGACAGUGACUGGAGCGGAGCCCGCAGGCCUGGGCCGGCUCGGCGGCGGCGGCGGCGGCGCAAGCAGGAAGCGGGGUCCCUGGGCCCCUUUGUGCGAAGGGCGGGGGAAGGGUGCGGGGCAGCCCCUGGCUGCGGGCUCCGCGGCCCCCACCCCUUCCCUCCUGGGGGCGCGCCUCGUCUCCCCACCCUCGCUGGGCUCUCCCAGGUUCGCCCUCCUCCCCACGCCCCCUGCCUGGGCUUCAGUUCCUAUAGGAAGGGCAUCACCGUCCCAUCCCCACCCACCCCGACUCUCCGCUCUUUCCCUCCCCCUCCCCCUCUCCCUCCCCCUCCCUCAACUUCCUCCUCUUCCCCGUUGGGCCCUCUGCUGCUCUGCACUCUCCUCCCCAGCUCGCAGAUUUCCGCCCACCUUCCGCCUCGUCUAGCCGCGCCGCAGCUAGCGGGGUGUUAUUCUUCCCCCCCUCUGGUAGGACUCGGUGAAGGUGAGACUCAUGAGGGAAUACAAGGUAGUGGUGUUAGGGAGCGGAGGGGUUGGCAAAUCUGCCCUUACUGUGCAGUUUGUCACUGGGACUUUCAUUGAGAAAUAUGACCCCACCAUUGAAGAUUUUUACCGCAAAGAGAUCGAAGUGGACUCUUCCCCCUCCGUGCUGGAAAUUCUGGACACCGCAGGAACUGAGCAGUUUGCCUCCAUGAGAGAUCUCUACAUCAAAAACGGCCAAGGUUUCAUCCUGGUUUAUAGUCUGGUUAAUCAACAGUCUUUUCAGGAUAUCAAGCCAAUGAGAGAUCAGAUUGUCAGAGUGAAGAGAUAUGAAAAAGUCCCACUAAUCCUAGUAGGAAAUAAAGUGGAUCUGGAACCAGAAAGAGAGGUUAUGUCUUCAGAAGGCAGAGCUUUGGCUCAAGAAUGGGGCUGUCCUUUCAUGGAGACAUCGGCAAAAAGUAAAUCAAUGGUGGAUGAACUUUUUGCUGAGAUCGUCAGACAAAUGAACUAUUCAUCCCUGCCCGAGAAGCAAGAUCAGUGUUGUACAACUUGCGUUGUCCAGUAAAAAAGAUAACCUCAGUCAUGGCCAUACCGAGCAGAUAAAACUCAGAGGAAAUUUGCACAGAUGCUGCUUUGGAGAACUUUACAACCUGGGUUGCAGAACUGAGCCUUGGUAAACCUGUCUCUAUUACAGCAUGUUGCCAUACAUCUAAUUAAGUGCAUAAGGUCUUUGGCCUUCAAGAUCCAUCGACCUUAAACAGGAAUGCUUAGCACGUUUACUAUAUGUUUAAAAUUUGUUCAUUAGCAAUCAGUCCUUUUAUAGCUUUCUAAGUUCUUACUGAUGGCUAAUAUGCAAGGGUUAAUUUUUAAUAUUUUAAUUGAUUUCUUUAAUCAGUUUCUCAACUUGUAUUUAUUAAAUACUCAAACUCAGUAUUACCUACUCAAUGCCUUUUAAAAGAAAGUUAUAAUGGAGAAAAAAAUUGAGCCUUAAACAAAUGGUUACUUCUGUAUAUUACCUCGUACCAGUGCUUCAUCCUAUUUGUAAAAUCUUUCUCCUUUAAAUGGUUGGUUAAUACUUUGAGACUUUGUUUACAUGUGGCAGUGUUGUAAAAAGAAACUAAAGAUCACCUUUUACCUGUAUGGAUGAAAUAUCCCUUUUCUUCAAGCGCAGUUUGUGAUGUGUUUUUGUAAUUAACAUAUUCUGAAAGUUACAAUUGAUAUUUGAAAUCAACUGUAGAGCAUUUAGUUAAAGAGUUGAGCAUUCAGUUCCAUUAGGUUUUCACAUGUGUUAAUCUCAUUUACAGCACUGAAUUGCAGCAGUAACAUUUUCCUUUCUGUGAGAUUCUAAAUUUAGUUAUGACCUAUUUAGCAAUGCCUUUGAAAAGGGAUAUUGUAUCCAUGGUAAAUUAAUUGUAUACCUAAACAGUGAUAGCUCAGCUUUGCCUGUCAGGCUUGUAAUUGACAUCUAGUAGACUUCUGCACAUGUAAAAUUGAAUUCAAAUAAAAUCAUAUACAGUUUCUAGUUCUUAA